UUUCCUCUGCCUCUGGGUCCCUUAAAAGCAGCAGGGCAAGCCCCAGGGCUCCCGGCGGGUGCAGGAGGGUGCGAGGCUAGGUGGCACUGCCCGCCUGGUGCCACCGCACUGUGACAGUGGCCUCGGAGCCCCGGGAGGCAGAGUGGCACUGCCUGCCUGGUGGCACGGCACUGUGACAGCGGCCUCGGAGCAUCGUCCAGGGCUCCUUGGUCCCCAUCCUCCCAGCAAGCACGGACCAAACCCCAAAAGCAAUCACUGAGGGGGAAAAAGCGCAACGUGAGAGGUAAAAUGAAAGACCGGCUUUUUGAGAAUAGCUGCUGGAAGCUGUGACGGAUCAGGAGAGCUGUGCAUUGCCACGCAGCUCCUGCAGACCCUAAGGCAUCGGGUCAGCCUCCCAGCGAGUGCAUGCAGAGGCGUGGGUGCAGCAGCGGAGGAUGGAAGUGCUUCGCCGAUCCUCAGUCUUCGCUGCAGAGGUGAUGGAGGUGUUCGACAGGUCUCCCACUGACAAGGAGCUUGUGUCCCAAGCUAAGGCCCUCUGCAGAGACUACAUAAAUUCGAGGCUGGUUCGAGCAGGUGUCAGCUGGAGCAAACCCGAGUGCAAUGCGCCAGUGCCUGGUGGUAAGCUGGCCGAGGUGUCUACCAUACUGCUGCGGCUGGGAGAUGAGCUGGAAUACAUUCGCCCCAACGUCUACCGGAAUAUCGCCCGCCAGCUGAAUAUCUCGCUGCACUCGGAGACGGUGGUGACGGACGCCUUCCUGGCUGUAGCGGCGCAGAUUUUCACCGCAGGCAUAACAUGGGGCAAAGUGGUGUCUCUCUAUGCGGUGGCAGCGGGGCUGGCGGUGGACUGCGUGCGGCACGCACAGCCGGCCAUGGUUCACACUAUCGUCGACUGCCUGGGAGAGUUCGUCCGCAAGACCUUGGUGACAUGGCUGAAAAGGCGAGGAGGCUGGGCAUGGCCGAGAAACGGACACUUUGCCUUGUUGAUGUAGGAUGAAGGAAGUGCCUUUCAUAGAGCUCUCGAGCCUGAUCUAGUAACCUGCUGUGCUUAGAAGUUGUCAGGGCAAGUGGCUGUGGCUGUUCACUGUGUGGCAAAGUGGUGCAAAGCACCGUGUUGGUGUGGGAGUGUCUGUUUGGUGGCUGACACAGUUCUGGGCAUCUCUGAUGAUCUCUGCUCCCUCUUCCUUAGGCAGACAUCACGAAGUGUGUUGUGAAUACUGACCCCAGCCUUCGCUCCCACUGGCUCGUGGCUGCUGUUUGCAGCUUUGGGCACUUCCUCAAGGCGAUCUUCUUCGUGCUGCUGCCUGAGAGAUGAACCCGAGCUGCCCGCAGCAGCCCCAUGCCCCAUCUCCUCCCCCACUCCAGAAGCAGUGGAAAUGGCAGCCUCUGAAGAGGAGGAAGAGAAGAACCGGGACAAACAAAAGGCUUGUUCUCCUCUCCCUUCAGCUGGCAGCAGCUGACCGACCACAGUCUCCUUCUGGCAGCCGCAGGAGCCUCUCUCACCCUUAUCCUUUCAAGAGCCUCAUUUUCCUGAGUGACUCGUGGGUACGCCCCAGGCAUCGCCAGUCCCUGGGCACGCUGACUGCGGCACUGUCAGACCUCUGUUCCUUACGACCGUGUUGCAUGCUUAUGCUAGUGCCAGGCAGAGGGGAGGAGGAAGGGGCUAGUAUUUGAAACGGAAUAGAAAUAAGAGAGGGGGAGCAUCCCUCCCUCACUGCAUGCGAUUCGCCUCUUGGUGCUCAGACUUGCCUUGUGUCAGUUCUUGUUGUUGCACUCGUGUUUGAACUCCACCUCCUCCUUCCAGUCUGCCUCUGGCUUGUUGGGCUCUCCCCAUGGCACAGCAUGCCACAGGGGAUCAUUCAGCAGCAGGUUCUUCAUGGGAUGAAACAAAUGUCUGUCGUGAGAUGCUUCUCCCUCUGACGCACCCUGGAAAUGGCGUUUUGGGGCUGUGUGGGGGGCAGGACCAGAGGGUGUGUGAUGAAUUGGUAAGGGUUUUGCCCUGACCUCUCCUGCUGCGCUCACACGCAAUGUUUGAAACGGGGGAGAGAGGGACAAUGCCUUCAACCAACAGCUCGGGUUUGGAUUUUAUAAUGAAGACAAAGCUAAAUGUGUGAGUAGGAAAGGCUGGGGGACGUGGUCAGAAAUUAGGGAAAGAGUAAGUGAGCUGCCUGAUGUUGUGAAGGGGGAAAGCUGUGUCAAAAGCAACUGGUAUAUGUUUCUCCUUUAAUGUCAUUGGAAGUACAACCUGCAGUCUUCUUUGUGGCAAAAAAUAAAAGAAAAUAGGUGGUGUUUCACUAUUGCAAAGGGUAUUGUAUUUGUUUCCAGAGUUAAAAAUUCCUAAAAAGGCCAAAACAGUGCAGAGACAAAUACUUAGGCCAUGCUAAAAAUACUCCAGCUUUUUCCCUAGUAGAACGUGUUAACGUGUUAAAACGACAACUCCCCUGGUUCCUGCUCAGAACUUAACCCAUGUUGCUCCCCUGUCAUGUCUCCUGCCAUGGGAGGCACCCUGCUCAGUGCCUUGCUCCUAGGAGCACGGCCUCUCAGAAAAACACUGCUCUGCAUGAACAACACGGGGCAUUAUAGGAGUUUUUGCUGUUAUUUAUUUAUUUUUUUCCUGAUUUCCCUCCCCACGCCCUGCGUUUGGAGGGACUUCACAGUUUUCUUCCAGAAAUUAUGAAUGGGUUUGAAAAUAGAGCAAGGUAUUUACUUGUCAGGACGGAUCCCUGCGAGCAGUGCUGUGCUCUGACCAACAGAGCUGCCAGCCGAGGUGUGUGGGUGUUCACAGCAUUGCGCAGUCCUGCCUUUUACUGGUCUAGACAUUUCUUUUUACUGCUCUAGCCUUUUCUUUUCACUGCUCUAGCCUUUUGCACAUGUGCUGCUCCCCCAACAACACGAGUACGGGGCUUUGCCUGUUUCACUGCGCCUGUAGUGAAGAGUGCUUUACCAGAUCACUUCACUGCUACUUUUUCAAUAGUAAAGUAAUCCUGAUGCAGGGAAACCCCUAGAAGAGAACGUGGCCCUGCAUCCCCAGUCCCCAGGAGCACUCCCCUGCUGUACCAAGGCUGGGUGCUGCCUAGACACACUUUGGCCAUGCUACUGAAAUCUGGGGGGUUUUCUGCUGGUGGAGUUCUUUGCAUGGAUACAGCCGAUGUUGCCCUGAGGUGGGUGCAGUUUUGUCUGGGUAAAGCUUGCAGCAGUUCCCCAGAUAAAACCGAGCUGCCUAAGGACUUUUUUCUUCCGUGCUGACAUAAUCCUGUUGGCACUAGGGGUUUUGCUGGCACCUCUCCCACUUGGGAUUUUCUCCUGUAGAUUCCUGAUGGAUCCGGCUGUACAAACAGCCCGGGUAUAGUGCACACGGUGAGCUCAGCUAAACCACCAUUUGAGCAGCACGGAGAGGAUCCCUUCAGAGCUGUAAUAAAUGCAGUAAAAGCAGCAUACUGGGGGGAUGUGGCUUCGUUGUUGUAAAAAAGCUUCUGAAAAAUUAUGAGAAGAUUUUUGAUAUCUGGAGGUAGCCCUGUCAUGACUUGGACAGUUCAGCAGCUGGUGAAAUGCAGCUUGCCUUGCCAUAUCUCGUGUUUGAUGAGGUGUGUGAGAAGUGAUGGAGCUAGCACAGUUGUACACUGCAGCUGUAAAGACCUUUCUCAAUUUAAAUGCUGUUUUUAAAUGUAGUACUUUAGGCUAUGACUGCUUUUUUGCAUAAGUAAGUGAUAUCAGAGAGACUAUUAAGGACCAUAAAGAGUUAAAUGCACCAAUUAAGUCAGUUUAACAAAAAGAUAAGAAUGAUAAGCCAAAUAAAGCAGCAUUGCUAGAAAGGAAUGUGUGUGGGUGGGAAGGGGGUUGCACACACAGGCAAAGUUUCAGGCUGGAAACUGCUUAUAGGGAAGAUCCCCGUGGUGGAGAUCCCCAUGAGCAGGUUUCAGCCCUUCACCUGCACCCAAAAUACAGUGCCCCUCAGGCAUCCUGGGUGCCAGGAGGUUGCAGGGUUCACGAUUAUCUCACUUGUGUGUGUUUUUUAAGAGUCGAAUGCACAGGAGACAGCCGAGACAGGGGCUCGGGGAGAGGCUGAGGCAGCUGUAAAAGUGGGGUGAUGCUUUCAGCCUGCUUGCCCCAUGGGCUUUCCUUGUGGAAAACCCACGCAGUGUGCUGCUGGAGAGAGAACCUUAAGCUAGAGGCUCUCAUGCCAUAGCAGCGAUUCCUAUCUUGGCCUGAGAUUUUGGAGCUGCAGUUGUGUGUCUGCAUCUGCUCCCAUCCAACCUCUCACUCCUUGUGCAAUAACCACAUCGGCACCAGUCUUGCUACCAAAAUAAACAGUGAGCAGAACUGCACACACCGUUGUGCAUUUGGGAAGCAACAAUCCUGAGCCUGACUCAGUCAAGUAUUUAUGCCGUGUUCAAAUUUAGUUGUAAUAUUUAGGCAUUUCAGAGUACUUCCAGAGGUGCUUUACAAUCUCAACAAGUCUAUGGGUCUAUGACUUUACGUUCUUCUGUUCCAGCCAGUCCUACCUGAUGGGAGACAUCGGGUUGGCUGUUUAUCACCCAAGAAAACAUUUUCCUUUUUACACAGUUGGUGAAGGUCCUGGGAGCCUGUCUAAUUUAUGUAGCUGCUAAAGAAAAAGUAAACCGUAUUUCUGAUGCUGGACAAUGAAGAACCAGGAAAUGUGGCAAUGGGGCUGCCCUUCACCCUGCUAGCCAGCAGUCCCUCAGCUCACAUAAAAUCUCAUGAAGCUUCUGCCUCUUUCUUUGCUGUCACCCCAAGACAGGCUGAGGCACAGCAGGGAGCGGGGGCUAUUGCAACGGAGGCAGGGGAGAUGCCUGGGGAAUAGCGGGAGGAGGAAGAAAGGGUUGGAGGGGGGAAAUGGCAUCUUAAAUAUUUCAGUGGAUAUAGAGUACUUUGCAAAUGAGUGGGCUGUGCAUUAUUACAGCAGGGAAUGUCAAGGUCAGAGAGAGGAGCCUGCAGGAACCUCAGCUUUGCUUUGUUCACAGAAGAGCUUGUCCCAAUAGGAUUUAUCCCUGCCUCUCUGCGCCGUCUGUUUUCAGAUUCUUGGUAAUUGAACUAUAUUCAUUCAGUGGAAAUACUUGCUUUAUCAGAAAGGUAGGGAGCAGAAAAGCUGCCUUCGCUUGGGUGUUUCAAAGACAGGCAUUUGAGAAAUGUUUAUCGUGUCCUAGACCUGAUAUUUUUCACCCCCAGCCUCACCUACGCUGCUCCCUUGUCAAACCCUGGUAGUCAGUUCGCCUUCUUCAAAACAACUAGAGAAACCGAAGUGGUCUCCAAGUCUCUCAGCAGAUGCCACGUGUUCCCGCACUGCCUUUUCUCUUGUAAAUGGAAAGAAAACAAUUUGUGAAACCCCUAAUUUAUCAGACUUGCAUCUGGAUUAUAUACUGAAGUACAAAACAAUAGAGUCAGGGAGCAAUGCUAAGGUUUCCUGGAAAAUUGCAAUACCAAACUUCCUCAUUUUCAGUCCUGUUGUUUAGAUCUUGAGACAAAGCUCUGCCUCCGUUUUUGUUAUUCUUCUUUUAACAUGCAAGGUCUGAGAGUGGCUUUUGUGUGCGAUUAAACUGAAAAUGAAGCAUCUCGAGUCUCUCAGAAGGCUUUCUGGAAAGAUCGGACCACUGAGGGGUUCUGAUCUUGACAAGAGCUUUCUUCACGUGGCUCUCUUCCACAUGUGGUUCCUUGAAUUUCUUCACUGUUGUUGUUUUUCAGCCUAAAUUUUAUCAUUUUUCAUAGCUAUAAAUCACCAUGGUUUAAUUAUUUUCUUAGAGCAGCAUGAAAACAAAACACAUCACUAAACUGAAGACAAGGAAACAGGAAUUUAAUGUACUGCUGGCUGGGUCUAUGAAUUUCUUCUAUCCAAGUGGUUUGACAGAUGGAGUUUAAAUACUUCCUCGGAAAAGCCUGUAACCUCUUCAACUCUAAACAUCUUGACCCACUGGGAUUAUGAGCCUGUAGCAGAGCUCUAUUGAACUUUAUACCAGUAUCCAGGACCUGGAAGUGAAUUGCACGUUCAACCAGAGGCUGUGGGAAAUAGAGUGCUCCUGGGUCAAUCACGAGACAUGCAGUGGAUGUCCGGGCGAGGUCAUAUGAAAAAAACUUUCCCCUUCCAAAAAAAAUAAAAAGAGAGGAAAAAGAGAGAGAAAAAAAGAGAAAAAGAAAGAGAAGAAGAAGAAGAAGAAGAAGAAGAAGAAGAAGAAAGAAAAAGAAAGAAAAGGAAAAAGAAAGAAAAAGAAAAAGAAAAAGAAAAAGAAAAAGAAAAAGAAAAAGAAAAAGAAAAAGAAAAAGAAAAAGAAAAAGAAAAAGAAAAAGAAAAAGAAAAAGAAAAAGAAAAAGAAAAAGAAAAAGAAAAAGAAAAAGAAAGAAAAAGAAAGAAAAAAGAAGAAGAAGAAGAAGAAGGA
This is a messenger RNA of Cygnus atratus (black swan), 6386 nucleotides long. It is a transcript of the gene BOK, whose product is annotated as BCL2 family apoptosis regulator BOK. Bases 435 to 989 code for a protein of 184 amino acids. Gene Ontology annotation, molecular function: protein homodimerization activity; protein heterodimerization activity. Gene Ontology annotation, biological process: regulation of apoptotic process; extrinsic apoptotic signaling pathway in absence of ligand; intrinsic apoptotic signaling pathway in response to DNA damage. Gene Ontology annotation, cellular component: mitochondrial outer membrane. Lineage: Eukaryota; Metazoa; Chordata; Aves; Anseriformes; Anatidae. The transcript has 5 exons. The record is from RefSeq and is a predicted model, not a curated record.